CACAGUGAAAUCCUUCGGCACUUGGCUUGGAAGGUCCGAAGUCGGGUGAAGAGGAGGCCUAUAACGCAUGGCCGCAACAGCGGUGUACAAUUAACCAACUCUGAGGCCACCUACUAUUACCACCAUCAGACAAACUCACGAUGGAUUCAUUGGCUAGCAUGGAACUCGCCUCCGGUUGGGAGUUCAAGCGUACCGACGACGUUUCGGAUACAUGGCUGCCAGUCCAGCGUGUACCAACUGAAGUCCAUGUCGACUUGCUGGACAAUGGCCAGAUCACGGAUCCCUUCACCGACCUUAAUGAGCUCUCCGCCCGCUGGGUGGGCGAACACUCGUGGACCUAUCGCACAGCCUUUGCCAGCUCCGAUAAGCACACGUUGCCAAAUGCAACGACCGACCUAGUCUUCAAGGGACUCGACACCUUUGCCACCGUCAGUCUCAACGAUACUGAGAUCAUGAGAUGCGAUAAUAUGUUCGUUGAACAUCGAGUCAGCGUCGGCUCUCUCCUGAAGCCCCCCGAGUCGGGAGACAGAAAUACCCUGACGAUCGUAUUCGACUCACCUCGCCGCCGCGGCCUGGAACUUGUCGAGGCACACCCAGAGCACCGUUUCAUCGUCCAUCAGACUGAGAUCAGCAGGGGCCCUGUCCGCAAGGCGCAAUACCAGUGGGGCUGGGACUGGGGUCCCAUCCUCCUGACGAGCGGACCUUGGAAACCCGUCCUUCUGGAGACUUACUUGACCCGGAUUGACAGUGUCAGGGCCGAUUACACCUUGUCACAGGACCUGGCCAUGGUGGAGGUAUCCAUAUCCGUCGAGGUUGUUGGCGGUAAAUUCUGCAACUCCCUUGAAGCUGAGCUUGCACUCCAUGGCCAGCAAGUCUUGAAGGUGGUGGUGCCAGAAAUUGACCAGCGAGGCGCGGAGGGGGAGGGUGUUCUCAGAAAGCAUACUACCACGUUUGCCAUUGAAAAGCCAGAAAUUUGGUGGCCACAUGGUUAUGGCUCACAGCCUUUGUACGACCUAGAAGUCCGAGUAUUGGCAGAGGACACGACCACGGUUCUUACCAGGGAGAAAAAGAGAAUCGGCUUCCGCCGAGCAGAGCUGAUCCAGGAGAAGGAUGCGUCGGGCCAGUCGUUCUACUUCCGCGUCAACAACGUCGACGUCUUUGCAGGGGGAUCCUGCUGGAUCCCGGCCGACAACUUCCUGACGAGGAUCACGCCUGACAAAUACUACGACUGGGUCAAGCUGGCGAGGGAAGGCAACCAGUCGAUGCUUCGCGUCUGGGGUGGCGGGAUCUACGAGUCGGAUGCGUUCUUCGACGCCUGCGACAGGCUUGGACUACUAGUCUGGCAGGACUUUGCCUUUGCCUGCGCCAACUAUCCAGCACACCCAGAGUAUCUGCAGUCGGUCGAGACUGAAGCUCGGCAGAAUGUUGGAAGACUGCGCCACCAUCCUUCACUCAUCAUCUGGGCUGGCAACAACGAGGACUACCAGAUAGUCGAGCGUUAUGGUCUGGAGUACAACUUUGAAGGCGACAAAGACCCGCAGUCAUGGCUCAAAACGGACUUCCCAGCCCGCUACAUAUACGAGUAUCUGCUUCCCAAGGUCCUCUCCGAGGAGUCACCCGGCAGCAUCUACCAUCCCAGCAGCCCCUGGGGCAAUGGCACUAGCACGACCAUGAAAGUCGACCCGACAGUUGGCGAUGUGCACCAGUGGAACGUCUGGCAUGGCGAGAUGAGGCCCUUGCAAAACCUCCCCAAUAUGGGCGGUCGUUUCGUCAGCGAAUUCGGCAUGGAAGCCUACCCCCACGUUGAAACCCUCGCGGCCGCCGUCUCGGAUCCCGCACAGAGGUAUCCCGGAUCGAUGGCCAUGGACUUCCACAACAAGGCUAUCGGCCACGAGCGCCGCCUGCUCACCUACGUCGCCGAGAAUUUCAGGGUCCGCACGGAACUCGAGGCCUUCACGCACCUGACGCAGGUGAUGCAGGCGGACGCCAUGUCAUGGGCUUACAAGUCGUGGCGUCGCCAGUGGGGGGGCCGCGCGGCAGCAAUCAGGCCCUGCGGCGGCGUCCUGGUGUGGCAACUCAACGACUCCUGGCCGACCGUCUCGUGGGCGGUCGUCGACUACUUCCUUGUCAAGAAGCCUGCGUUCUACGCCAUGAAGCGGGCCCUGCAGCCUCUCGCCAUCGGCGUGGCCCGGGAGUUCCACGACUGGACCGCAAGACCUGCGGAUCGGCUCUGGCAGCGAGAUACCGGGCACGUGGAUCCCACCAAGUCGCGGAGGGAUGUGACCUUCGAUGUGUGGGUCUCGAGCUCUCGGCUUGAGCCCCUUACUGGCGAGGUUGUACUGAGGUUUGUGUCGGUCAAGACUGGGGAGGAUGUGCGAGAUCGCUUGACGAGAGCAGUGACGAUCGAGCCAAACGGCACAACAGACAUCUAUACUGGCCACAGCAUAACUUCCCAGGACCAAGGGGCGGGGUUGCCUUCGUCCGCGGCUGAAAUGGAACCCUUCGUCAUAUAUGUGACCUUGUGGAUCGAUGGCAAGCAGAUCAGCUGCGACACCAGUUGGCCGGAGCCGAUAAAGUAUCUUGACCUGGCGGAUCGGGGCGUUGAGCUGAAGUACACCGAGGAGGAUAAUUCGAUUGAAGUGUCAGCUGCAAAGCCGGUCAAGGGUCUAGUAUUCUCCGAGAGGAAGGGGGUUACAUUGAGCGACAAUGGGUUCGACGUCAUCCCCGGGGAAGAGAAGAAGGUGGUUCAGGUUACGGGGAUCGAGGCGGAGGAGCUUGAUUGGACAUUUGUCCAGCAGUAGAAAUUAAAGUAGAUCGAAGCUACACUCAGAGCUAGG
This is a messenger RNA of Phialemonium atrogriseum, 2837 nucleotides long. Its product is annotated as glycoside hydrolase family 2 protein. The record is from RefSeq and is a predicted model, not a curated record. NCBI's taxonomy places the organism in Eukaryota, Fungi, Ascomycota, Sordariomycetes, Cephalothecales, Cephalothecaceae. The transcript has a single exon. Bases 141 to 2801 code for a protein of 886 amino acids. Gene Ontology annotation, biological process: carbohydrate metabolic process; glycoprotein catabolic process. Gene Ontology annotation, molecular function: beta-mannosidase activity.